CCCAGCAGCAGGGCUGGUUAAUGAGUUUAAGAAGGAGAGGGGAGCGGCCGCAUUCUGAAGGCUGAAGUUCACCAAGAGACAAUCUGGGAGAAGAUAGGAAGACAGCACCCAACACUUGGCUACCAAGAAAAGGAACACUGCCUGAAGAAGGUAAUUCCCUGAGACUUAAGCUGGCAUCAUGCCACAGGAAGUCAAGACCGACAUUCCAAAAGUCCUCAAUAAAACCACACCAGGGCUUCAGAUAUGGAGAGUAGAGAACAUGAAACUGGUGCCCUGUCCAUCUAAAACAUUCGGACAGUUUUAUGAGGGAGACAGCUACAUAAUACUUUACACUCACAAGACCAGCAACAACUUCUCCUACGACAUCCAUUAUUGGUUGGGCAAAUGCACUUCCCAGGAUGAGCAGGGAGCAGCGGCAAUAUACACCACCCAGAUGGAUGAGCACCUGGGGGGCAUUGCCGUGCAGCAUCGAGAGACCCAGGGCCACGAGAGUGCCACUUUCCAAGGAUACUUCAAACAAGGCAUAAUAUACAAACAAGGUGGAGUUGCAUCUGGGAUGAAACAAGUGGAGACCAACACAUACAACAUUCGAAGGCUGUUGCAUGUGAAGGGAAAUAAGCAUGUGGUUGCAGGAGAGGUGGAAAUGAGCUGGAAGAGCUUCAAUCAAGGUGAUGUGUUCUUGCUGGACCUGGGGAGCCUGAUCAUUCAGUGGAAUGGACCUAAAAGUAACCGUAUGGAGAGGUUAAAGGGGAUGAACCUAGCAAAGGACAUCCGUGAUCGGGAAAGGGGCGGUCGAGCACAAGUGACUGUCGUGGAAGGAGAUGAUGAGAAAUCAUCUGAGGAAGCCAUGAAACUGAUGAAGAAGGCACUGGGAGAGAAAAGAGACACCAUCAAAGAUGCAAUCCCAGAUGAGAUUGUGGAUGAGAAAUUGAAGACUGCCAUCAAACUAUUUCAUAUUUCAGAUGCUGAUGGAAACCUUGUGGUACAGGAGGUAGCAGUGAAACCACUCACACAAGAUCUACUGAAAACUGAGGACUGUUACUUGCUGGAUCAAGGUGGAUUAAAAAUUUUUGCCUGGAAGGGCAAAAAGGCAUCAAAAACUGAGCGGGCGGAGUGUCUGAAGAAAGCAGAGGCCUACAUAAAGGCAAAAGGCUAUCCUGCAUCCACCUAUGUAGAAACAGUUAGCGAAGGUGCAGAAUCAUCAGUUUUCAAGCAGCUCUUCCAACGGUGGACGGAGAAGGGACAGACAGUCGGGCUGGGCACCACACACAGUCCAGGGAAAAUAGCCAAGGUUGAGCAAAUCAAGUUUGACGCCACCUCAAUGCAUGCCAGACCUGACAUAGCUGCACAGCAGAAAAUGGUGGACGAUGGAUCAGGUGAAGCUGAGGUAUGGAGGAUAGAGAACAAUGAACUUGUCCCUGUGGAUAGGAAGUGGCUUGGGCACUUCUAUGGUGGGGACUGUUACCUCAUUCUCUACAAAUAUGAAGUCAGCAGCAAGCUUCACUACAUUCUGUACAUUUGGCAAGGUCGUCAUGCCAGCACAGCUGAGUUGGCAGCCUCUGCAUAUCAGGCUGUGAUUCUGGACCAGAAGUACAAUGGAGAACCGGUGCAGGUUCGCGUUCCCAUGGGAAAGGAGCCCAUGCACCUGAUGGCCAUCUUCAAGGGUAAAAUGGUUGUUUAUGCGGAAGGGACUUCCAGAGAAGGCUCCACCCACACUCAGCCACCAGUAAGACUGUUUCAUUUCCACGGAACGAACGAGUUUAACACACGUGCCACUGAGGUGCCUCCACUUUCAUCCUCUCUAAACUCCAAUGAUGUGUUUGUGCUCAGCACAGAGAAGUGCUGCUACCUGUGGUAUGGCAAGGGUUGCAGUGGAGAUGAGAGAGAGAUGGCUAAAACGCUGGCUGACAUCAUCUCUAAGAGGGAGAAGCAAGUUAUUGCAGAAGGUCAGGAACCUGCUGACUUCUGGGUAAGCCUUGGUGGAAAGUCCCAGUAUGCCAGCAGCAAAAGACUUCAGGAUGAGAACAGCAAUAUCACUCCACGGUUGUUUGAGUGCUCCAAUCAGACUGGUCGCUUUAUAGCAACAGAGAUUACACAUUUCAACCAAGAUGACCUGGAUGAAGAUGACGUCAUGUUGCUGGACAUCUGGGAUCAGGUGUUCCUGUGGAUCGGUAAAGGUGCCAAUGAUAAGGAGAAGAAGGACGCAGUGCUUACAGCACAGGAAUAUCUGAAGACCCAUCCUGCAGGACGUGACCUGGAUACACCUAUCUUGGUGGUGAAGCAAGGGUUUGAGCCACCUACUUUUACAGGCUGGUUCCAUGCCUGGGACCCUCAAAAAUGGAGUGGUGGGAAAUCCUAUGAACAGCUCAAAUCGGAGCUUGGAGAUGCAACUGAUCUUAUCAAAAUUACUGUGGAUUUGACCCAGCCUACAACAAACCAAACUAACUCAAAGGACUCUGGAGGCAUGAUGCCCCAGCCUGUCACGCAAACCUUUCCUCCUGAGAAGCUGGUGAACUGCCAGCCGGAGGACCUACCUGAUGGAGUCGAUCCUACAAGAAAAGAGGAUUAUCUCUCAAAUGAAGACUUUGCACUGAUUAUGGGAAUUUCUCGGUUGGAUUUCUAUGCCAUGCCAUCCUGGAAGCAACUGAACCUGAAGAAAGAAAAUGGCCUGUUUUAGGAAGGCACAAAUACUUAAUCUUAACUCUCUGAAUGCCAGUAGUGGUGCUAUGCAAAAACACUACAGUCAGGAUCCUUUCCUUUCAGAUUUAGAUUGACAUGUUAACAUAUAAUUACUUUAUUUAAAUAUAUAUUUUGGAAAAGCUAGCAAAUUGGUAAUAUAAAAGAGAAAGUGUCAUAUUUAAUGUUAUGGAGCUGAAUUAAUUGCCUUAAAGUAUAAUUUCAAUUGAACAGAGGAUAUGGAAUAUAUGGGGAAAUGAAGUUUGCAGAUCUGUAUUUUUUUACACAGGUAUUUGUUUUGGGUGUCAAGUGGACAAAUUCAAGCACUUACCAAAAGCUGCUUUUCUUCAGUGGCUUAAGCACUACAGUACAAUUUAAUAUGUUUACUAAGAUAAAGGUUUUAUGUGAGUUUAAUUAAUGUAUAAAGAGUAUUAAUUAUAAACAAAUCUUGGAGACUAUGCGUUCUCAUUUCUAACUUCCACAUUGUCAAUCUUUCACUGUAUGCAAGAGGCACUUCACCUGUCUAAUGGAAAGUCAAUAAACAGAAGGGGAAAAAACUCAGU
This is a messenger RNA of Myxocyprinus asiaticus (Chinese sucker), 3239 nucleotides long. RefSeq names its product villin-1-like. The transcript has 20 exons. Gene Ontology annotation, molecular function: actin filament binding; phosphatidylinositol-4,5-bisphosphate binding. The record is from RefSeq and is a predicted model, not a curated record. NCBI's taxonomy places the organism in Eukaryota, Metazoa, Chordata, Actinopteri, Cypriniformes, Catostomidae. Gene Ontology annotation, cellular component: actin cytoskeleton; lamellipodium; cytoplasm. Gene Ontology annotation, biological process: cytoskeleton organization; actin polymerization or depolymerization; actin filament severing. Bases 179 to 2677 code for a protein of 832 amino acids.